AUGUAUAGGGCGGGAGGCGAGACGGACGAGGGCCCGGCGGCGGCCGAAACUAUGCUGCGAUAUUUUGUGCCCCUCGAAAUAUCAGUGCAUUAUAUACGAGUCAAGGUGUAUAGACGAUGCGGUAGUGUUAUGUGUAUACAAGUGUUUAUACAAGCUCGAGUCAGGCGACACUUGCCAGCCGGUUCGAGCGAACGACGACUAGCUAUGAAUCCUGACAUCGGCUCACGU
This is a messenger RNA of Brenthis ino (lesser marbled fritillary), 228 nucleotides long. NCBI's taxonomy places the organism in Eukaryota, Metazoa, Arthropoda, Insecta, Lepidoptera, Nymphalidae. The record is from the annotation of a GenBank genome assembly.